UUGUAUGAUUUAUUUUUCACUAGAGUCAUUGACAACUCUUUCCAACUAUAAAUUUCAGGGUUCAUAUCUCUCUCAAUCCUAGGGAGCAUCUUCAUCAUACGUCAAGGAUCCAGCUUGAGUUAUCUCAACAAUCAGUUGCCAACUGAUUGAUAAACUGAAAAUGACACUUUGGAUCUUGGCAUUUCUAAUCGUUCUUAAUCAUUCCAAAGCAGCUCUGUUUUGUAAGUAUUGCUGGGGUCUGGAAAAUGAGGCUUUAAUCGUGAAAUGUCCCAGCCAAGAUGCAUCUCAAUACCCCGUGGAUUGGUAUUACUCAAAAACCAAUAGAAGGGUCACUACUGAGAAAACAAAUCGUAUAUUUGCCUCAGGGGAAUAUCUUAAGUUUCUCCCAUCAGAAGUCAAUGACACUGGAAUUUACGCUUGCGUAGUCAGAAGCACCUCCAAUAAAACCAGAUAUAUGAAUAUCACCAUACAUAAAAAACAACCAGAUUGCCAUAUUCCAGAUGAGCUGAUGUAUGUUGAAAUAUCUGGAUCAGAAAAAAAUUCCAGAAUAUCUUGUCCUACGAUUAACAACUACAACUGGAAGACAGCACCCAUUGAAUGGUUCAAGAAUUGCAAAGCUCUUCGAGGAUCAAGGUACCACACACAUGAAUUUUACCUGGUGAUUGAAGAUGUGACCAGCAGGGACGCAGGAGAUUAUACAUGUAAAUUUGUACAUAAUGAAAAUGGAGUUAAUUACAGUGUGACAGCAACCAGACCCUUCAUAGUUAAAGAUCCAGAAGGCUUUUCUUUGUUUCCAGUAAUUAUAGCUCCUCCACAAAACGGAACGCAGGAAGUGGACAUUGGAAGAACAGUAAACAUAACUUGCUCUGCUUGCUUUGGGAAAGGCCCUCAAUUUGUGAUGAAUGUUCGGUGGUCGGUUAAUGAAAGAGUAGUUGGAGACUCUGGUGAAGCCAGAUUUCAAGAGAAGAAAGAGCAAAACCAAAGUUCUAGCAACAACCUGACUUGUAUAAGCACCGUUUUAAUAAUAACUGAUGUGAAAGAAGAGGAUUUAUUACAGAAAUUUGAAUGUUUGGCCAUGAAUUUGCAUGGCCUGAGGAAGCACAACAUCAGGCUAAGGAGAAAAAAUCCAAGUAAGGAUUGUUUCUGAGACUUUGGUCAUGUGACUUGCUCUAUCAACUAUUAAGUCUUAGAGAACAAUGUGGGGAGCCCUCAAGACAACAAAGGGACCCAUCUCCUUCCUGCAGUGCUUUUUUCUUCUUGGGAAGCUGACCAAGCAGUAAGCUCACAGAAAGUUUCUGUUGGCCUGGUUGCCUCACUGCUGCUUUACUUCCCCCUUCCCUGUCCUUCCCCACCCCUUACCCACUCAC
This is a messenger RNA of Condylura cristata (star-nosed mole), 1367 nucleotides long. It is a transcript of the gene IL33R, whose product is annotated as interleukin 1 receptor-like 1. NCBI's taxonomy places the organism in Eukaryota, Metazoa, Chordata, Mammalia, Eulipotyphla, Talpidae. The record is from RefSeq and is a predicted model, not a curated record. Gene Ontology annotation, molecular function: interleukin-1 receptor activity; interleukin-33 receptor activity; interleukin-33 binding. Bases 161 to 1147 code for a protein of 328 amino acids. The transcript has 7 exons.